Messenger RNA from Dermacentor andersoni, 4194 nucleotides. RefSeq names its product carboxypeptidase D-like. Gene Ontology annotation, biological process: protein processing; peptide metabolic process. The record is from RefSeq and is a predicted model, not a curated record. Lineage: Eukaryota; Metazoa; Arthropoda; Arachnida; Ixodida; Ixodidae. Gene Ontology annotation, molecular function: metallocarboxypeptidase activity; zinc ion binding.
UCUCGUGCCAGAAGCCCGCGGAGGUGACGCCGGUGUGCAUCGCGCGCUCUCCCUGCCUCGCACUGCCGCGCGGCUCCUGCAGUCAGCUGUUGCGAAGGAGCAACCGACAACGACGAGUGGUCACGCGGGAAGGCCGCCCCCUGUUACCGGAGGGACCACUCGGUUCGAACGGCCGCGAUCGAGGUCUUGGCAGAGGGCAAGCGACCGAUGCUACCGGCUGCAAUUUGACGGGAAAGGAACGCUGUCGCUUGGCACCUCCAGAAAGGUCAUCCGAAAGCUGACGGCGGAGCGCAUUCCGCAGUGAGUGUUGAAGCCCUGCUGCGUAAAGAGCGCGAGACGACACUGCUUGAAGCACUUCCUGGACGAGGCUGUCUGCAAGAAUUUCUUGAUCUGUUUUCUUCUGUCCGCAAACAACAAGAGCCAUUCCUAGACAGCUGUUUGCCAGAAUCUACCAGACGAUUUUCAGUCACGUCUGUCGCCCGCAAACAGUCUUGAGCACCGAUAACGUUCCAGCACUAAUCAGGACAAGGGCAUCGAGGAAUCUUUCGGUUCAUCCUGAGUCCUCGCCGCUUCUCGUGUCGUGCUUGCGGUUUGUGUGUCAUCAACUAAUCGUGCCGAUUGCUACCCGAGGACCGAAUUGCAGGAACCGUGUCAUUUGACGACAUUUUUCGAGGCCUCAGUGAUAGCUCGUUUGUUUCGUCCUCCGACCCAGUGCGGGAUCUCUCCGCGCGGUGAAGCGCAUCCUGAAGGCGGCGGACCAAUCAGGGACUGCGCUUGGCGAGCCGCCGUCCUGCCGAAGCCUAUCUUUAUCCAGACGUCGCACGCUCGCUGCUCCUGACAAAGAGUAUCCCGCGAAACGACCGUAAUAAGGGGCUCGAAGGAGAGUGGCGCUGCCCGCCCAGAGAAGAGCUGCCGUCCGUCAGCCGGACCAAGCCAUCAGCUGCAGCGGAUCGCCCCUGGAAACGUGUCCUACAAAGACGACCUUGAAACAGCCUCGGCCUCACUCUCUCCGCCGCAGCCCGAGCGAGCGUUGCCGCUUUCGGGAUCUCGCCGUAUCUUCUCGGCGCGCAAGAAGUGGGUUGAGCGGGCACCCCGAUAGAUCGGGCGCGCAGCAUUGAUCGGAGCGCUCUUCGCCGCUUGCCCGAGCGCCAGUGCGUCGACGUCCGCGCGGUGUUUGUCCCGGCUGAAGCUGCGGCUGGGAUUGCAUCGGUCGUCGUGAGACGAGCUUCGGUCCCGUUCGAGCAGCCUUCGACGCGACUGCGAUUGUCGUCUCAUCGACGACGGUGGUGGAUUCUGUGCAAAGCCGGUUUCUGUCUUGGUCAUUGUCGCCUCGACCAAGAAGGCCAGGCGCCGCCCGUGCGAGAAUCCGGAUCUCCUCUUUUCCCCAAGUCGUCGCCGAUCGGAGGACGCUGCGCGGCGAUGAAGCCCCGGAGCCUGUGCGGGUCGGCGCUGGCGCUGGCGCUGCUGCUGCUCUACCUGUGCGCGGUGCGCCAGGUGCGUGGACAGUCCGGCACGCCGACGGGAAAGAAGCGCUCCGAGGACUACACCUACUUCAACCACGAGGAGAUGACCAAUUUCCUCAAGAAGGUCUCCACCAACUACCCGGACUUCACACGCCUGUACAGCGCUGGAAAGUCCGUGCAAGGGCGUGAGCUGUGGGUUCUGCUGGUGACGAAGGACCCCCAGGAGGAGACGCUGCUCAAGCCCAACGUCAAGUACGUUGCCAACAUGCACGGCAACGAGGCGGUGGGCCGGCAGCUGAUGGUGUACCUGAUCGCGCACCUGCUGACGCGUUACAACGUGGACCCGUACGUGCGCUACCUGCUGGACAACACGCGCAUCCACAUCAUGCCCAGCAUGAACCCCGACGGAUACGAGAUCUCCAAGGAGGGAGCCUGCACCGGCACGCUGGGACGGUACAACGCUCGUGGAGUGGACCUUAACCGCAACUUCCCGGACCACUUCAAGACGCAGACGCAGCAGCAGCAGCCGGAGACGGAGGCCGUGCGGCGCUGGAUACACCAGAUCCCGUUCGUUCUGUCCGGAAACCUCCACGGCGGUGCCGUCGUGGCCUCCUACCCGUUCGACAACUCGCCCAACGCUGUGUUCCACACGUACAACAAGCCUUCGGUGACGCCGGACGACGACGUGUUCCAGCACAUCGCCAGUGUGUAUUCCUUCAACCAUGCUAACAUGUACCUGGGCGCUCCAUGCUCCUCGGAUCGGCAGGCAUUCCCCAACGGCACCACGAACGGCGCAGCCUGGUACCCGCUCGCAGGUGGCAUGCAGGACUACAACUACAUCUGGGAAGGCUGCAUGGAAGUGACGUUCGAGAUCUCUUGCUGCAAGUUCCCGCACCGCCGCGAGCUGCCCCGCUUCUGGGAUGACAACAAGCAGUCGCUGCUCGCGUACCUUGGAGAAGUGCACAAAGGCGUACGUGGCAUCGUAAUGGAUGACCGCGGUAACCCAGUGGUGAAGGCUUUCCUGCGUGUAUCCAAUCGCACUAUCGGCUUCAAGACCACGUCCAGAGGAGAGUACUGGAGGAUCCUCCGGCCCGGUCGUUACACGCUUGAGGUCUCCGCGCCGGGAUUCCACACGGCCAAGCAGGAUUUCAUCGUGCUCGAGCAGCAGAUCUCCAUUCUGAACGUGACGCUCAAGUCUUUACACGAGGAGACCGAUGAGCCCGAACAGCUGCAGCCCGAACCGGACUCGGCACAGAGUGCAGUGCCGCAGCCUACGGAUUCUGCUUGGAAGAAUAAGUACCGCAUUUCACGAUCUAUAUUCUCGGAUGAAGACUUCCUGCAUCCCGACUCUUCGGGGCUAAGCUUCUUCCUGGCGCCAUCGUCGCUUCAGAGAGCGCCUUCCAUGUGGAACUCCAUAAAGUCCGGCUUCGGAAACAUCUUUGGGAACUUCGGCUGAGUGAAUUCGCGUGCACCGCGACACGGCGGCCGUGAAAAGCCCGGCUGCGUGUCGAGCCGCGCUCGACGGGCGACAGCAGUGCGGGAAUUCUGCGCUCGCCGGGGUGCCGUCCUGCACCAGUGCUCGGAGUGUGUUGCUCGGCGUGUUUGACUUCGCAUCACCGCUGCUGCCGCCCAUUUCUUGCCUUUCGGAAGCAGGGUUACAACACGGCAGCCUUUCCGCAGCUGCGUAAGACUUCCGCGCAAGGGUCGCCAGCGUGCUACCCAAUCUGGAGGACCCUGUGUCACGAACGUUAGAGUUUGGUGCAAAUAUCUCCAAGUGGCCGCCGCGAGCUCCAAUCCGUUGUCCGCCAGGCCGACCUGGUGUAGCCGGGGUGUUUGUUGAAAACAUGUUCGUGGCUAUUUUAUUAUUUCUUGUAAACUGGCCGUCGUUCGUUUACAUGAAACCGUUCCUUGACAAAGUAUGACGUUUGACUUCGUUGGUAGGUUGUAACAGCAUUUUAGUCUUUAAUUUCAAAAAGUAGUUCAUCUAAAAGUUCAACUCAUUGAAGGAAUGACCAUUCCUCACUCUAAUCUGUUUCGCUGAAGGAGAAUUAAAAAAAAAAAAUAACGAUGGCUUCGGUGGCUAGUACGUUCCUUCCUCUUCCUUUUUUCUUCAUGUGUGCUGUCGAUGCCUUGAAGACAGUUGACUGGCUGCGCUCCGAGGUAAAAUUUAUGAGCGCAGAGAAAAUUUAUGGACACAAUUUAUGUACUGAAAUAUAUACUAGGAGGCCAUCACUGACUUUGAAGCAAGUAUUAUCAAAGGCCACGCACAAAACCUACGGUAAUGCAGCUCCUACGGACUAAACGUCGAAUUUCUUUCACGACAGGUCAUUGUAUGAAACUCUAUGGCACCGAGAAUCAAGCGUAAAGCUGCUAUCGGUGUUUCCGGCUCUCAUAAGUGCAACAGUCGCGUUUACCUUUCUCGUUUUCCUGCCCAUUGGCAGUGGUUCGCAAACCUCUGAGCUGGAUUCGCGUGCAGCAAUGGGUCGCAGUUCGUGACACAAUUCUUCGAUCAUAUGUGCGUUCCUCUAGAGGACAAAUUGACUAGAACUUGACGAACGAGUCGCAUACUGUUAUGUUUGAACGGUUAGAACGCAGUCAGCGGUUUUAUCUUUGCACAACAUCUAUUCUUUUUUGUUUGCUUGCAGGCCACACAUCGCGCGCUGUGUGUGUCAGAGUUCUUAUCAUAAAGAGUGAAUCACCUUGUUACAAUAAAGAGAGAAGAAUCUCACCA